Messenger RNA from Priapulus caudatus, 474 nucleotides. RefSeq names its product protein no-on-transient A-like. The transcript has 2 exons. Lineage: Eukaryota; Metazoa; Priapulida; Priapulimorpha; Priapulimorphida; Priapulidae. The coding region runs from base 1 to 474 and encodes 157 amino acids. The record is from RefSeq and is a predicted model, not a curated record.
AUGGCCAACAAGCGAAUUCAGCCAACGAGUAGGGUUUACGACCAUAGCUUUAGCUCAGAUACUGACUCAGACGGUGACCAAGCUAGAGGCAGGCCUGCCAGGUCGUUCUAUCCGCUAGAGGAUCUACAGUCGAUCAUGAGCGACCGGGACAGCGUGAAGAACUCUGGCAGCGUGUCCGCGUCGGGGUCAGGGGGCGGCGGCGGCGGCGGCGGCGGCGGCGGCGGGGCCGACUCCUGCGACUCGUACAUGUCGCCGAAGCAGAGCGGCCACGGGGGCGCACGCAAUCGAACGCGCAACAACAUCUCGCUCGGGCCCGCGCGGAAUCAGGGCAUCCAGACGCAGACGCGCUCCAACGAACAGCAGACGCAGACGCGGUCGAACGAACAGCAGACGCAGACGCGGUCGAACGAACAGCAGACGCAGACGACACCGGCCAACGCGGCCGACAGUGGUGAGAAUCUGAGAGAAGUGUGA